Molecule: messenger RNA, 1079 nt
Organism: Drosophila eugracilis
Lineage: Eukaryota; Metazoa; Arthropoda; Insecta; Diptera; Drosophilidae
Product: trypsin beta
Exons: 1
Coding region: 67-990 (307 amino acids)
Biological process (GO): proteolysis
Molecular function (GO): serine-type endopeptidase activity
Source: RefSeq, a predicted model, not a curated record
UGUUUUUGCCGAAUAUCCGGCGAUAAAAGCCGGGGCAAGGUCACAACUAUAACAGUUCACAUCGAGAUGCUUUGGCGCUGGGAGUAUCUUAUUAUAGGCAUGGUGCUUCUGGCUGAACUCACCCAGUUGGGUGAUGCAGUGGCAACCACUAAUCAAAGAAAAAACAGGAGACUUAGAAGCUCCAACGGAAACAAGCUAGCGGCCAGAAGAAACCAAAACGGGAAUAAGAGCAGUGGCAAUCGAGCCAGAAAACUCGCCGCCAAGAGGGUCAAUCAGAACCAGAAGGCAACUACUUCAGAUAAAAUUCAAUCCAGGAUUGUAGGUGGCACCUCCACCAGCAUUUCCACUACUCCCUACAUUGUCCAGGUGCGACGUGGCUCAAAUCUGUGUGGAGGGUCCCUGAUCACCGAACGGUGGGUUUUAACGGCUGCCCAUUGCGUCAAAGGAUACAGUGCCUCCGAUUUCACAGUCCGCGGUGGAACGACUACCUUGGAUGGCAGCGAUGGCAUCACUCGCUCCGUUAGCUCUGUCCACCUUGCUCCUAAGUUCACCUCAAAAAAAAUGAACAUGGAUGCCGCCCUGCUCAAACUGAAUCAAUCCCUUACGGGCACAAAUAUUGGAACCAUAUCCAUGGCUAGCUAUCGACCUAAGGCUGGAUCAAAAGUACGCAUUGCGGGAUGGGGAGUAACUAAGGAAGGCAGCACAACGGCCUCCAAAACGCUGCAAUUCAUCCAGACUAGAGUGGUCAAGCAGAAAAAAUGCCGUUCGGAUUAUCGAGGCAAAGCCUCUAUCACCAACUACAUGAUCUGUGCCCGCUCUGCUGGCAAGGAUUCCUGCAGUGGAGAUUCCGGUGGUCCGGUGACAAGAAACAACGACCUGGUGGCCAUCGUAUCCUUUGGUUAUGGUUGUGCCAGAGCCGGAUAUCCCGGCGUCUACACAGCCGUCUCCUCUAUCCGCCAGUGGGCAAACAAUGUUAUGGCUAAUAAUUAAGGAUCGCAAGUCUGAGCGAUGAAACCCAACUGAACUAUGUCUUAAGGUCGUAAGUUGCUACGUCGAUUAAAUAAAUUUUGUUUACUAAA